CCUCCCCUGCAGCCUGCUCCAUCCUCAGCUACAGCUCCAUGAGGCCAGAGCCGCAGCGCACACAUCACUGCGCACUGGCCACUGCGCACUGGGCUGCACUGGGUUCCCAUGUCUGUACCUUUUGGCACUUGUCACCAGAGUGGAAUAAAAUGCAGCGGGGGUCAAUGGAUUGGUGACGCACCUGUAGGACCUAAAUAGCGGAGUCACAACUAACUUUUUCUUGGGUGUUUGUGUGGACUGUUGGAUGAUGGCUCGGGCAGGCUCCGUCUCCUCUCUCCUUGGCAUUGUUCUGGGAAUAAGUUGUGUUGCAGGCCUUGACCUUCGGUUUAUGCCUGAUCCUCCAACACUGAACCUCUAUGGCGUCCACAGGAUGAACAAAUCUGAGAGCCUGGAACUCACCUGCAGAGGUCGCCAAUACCUGAGGUGGAACACCCCUCCCACAAGCACCCGGUUCUCCACCAGUGACUGCAGUGGAUCAGGAUUGUUCUGCACAACGCUUCGGAUCUUCAACUCUACUGUGAAUGAAACCGGACAGUAUCAGUGCUUCUACAGAGACCUGAAAAUUGAAGAUGGCAAAACAGCUGCAGCCGCCUAUGUGUUCGUCCACGAUUACAAGGUGCCAUUCGUGCCAUCGGAGAAAGAAUUUGAGGUGGUGUUUAUCCGAGAAGGAGAGUGGGUGGUCAUCCCCUGCAGAGGCUCAGUCGAGAAUCUCAACGUUACACUCCACACUAAGUAUCCAGAGAAGGAGCUUCAUCCCGAUGGGAAGGACUCAGUGUGGGACGCUAAGACGGGCUUCACUGUUCCCAGCCAUCUGAUCAGCUACGCCGGCGUCGUAUUCUGCCAAACACGAAUAGGCAACGAGACGGUCAAGUCUCCUCUCUACAUUGUUGCAGUUGUGGGAUACAAAAUCUAUGACCUCACCCUGACCCCCACGCAAGUGAGGCUGUCUGUGGGGGAGCGGCUGGUGCUGAGCUGCACCGCCACCACUGAGCUCAACGUGGGCAUCGAAUUUAACUGGACACACUCUGGUCAGGCCCUGACCUCAGUGAAUGGCUCAAGGGCGAUGCACACAACACGCCACAAGAUGAAGCUGUGGAACUCUCAGGAGCUGUCGGAAACACUCACAGUGGAGAAUGUGACGGUUGAUCACACUGGGGACUACACCUGCACUGCCUCCAGUGGGCAGAUGGAGAGAAGUGCCACAGUUUUCCUAAAAGUUUAUGAAAAACCAUUCAUUGACAUGAAGGAGCCCUGGACAAAGGUUUGGGAGGUCAAUGUGGGUGAUCAGACAUCGAUCCAGAUCCCCGUCAAAUACUUAGCCUACCCGGAGCCCAGUUUCAAAUGGUUAAAAAAUGGACUGCCACUGAAGCAUGACUACAAAAUCAAACAGAGAAGUGAUGCUCUUAUCAUUCGUGGAGUCUCAGAAAUGGAUGCAGGGAAUUACACGAUGGUCCUGACCAAUAAGAUCACUAAAGAGGAACAGAGACGCUCCUUCCAGCUGCUGGUCAAUGUACCACCUCAUAUCAUUGAGAAGGAGGUGGCCGUAGACACAGAUAUAUACCCUUAUGGCAGCAGCCCCACCCUGAGGUGCACUACUUCGGGAAUCCCCACCCCUGCACAGAUCCAUUGGCAGUGGAUGUCCAAAGACGACUGUCCAGAGGCUUUCAUGUCAGGGCUGGAUAAGUCUGAGGUCCAGUUGGAGGAUUGUACAAGUUGGAAAGAUAUCAAUAAUAGCACUGGUCACAACCCUGUUGAACGGAUUUUCAGUCACACAGAUCACACCCAAAAGAAAAUCGUCAGCUCUUUGAAGAUUCAGAAAGCCGAGACCCAUGCCCUCUACAGAUGCACUGCUGCCAACAAAGCUGGAGAAGAUUCACGCAUCAUUUUCUUCCAUGUGACACGUGGCCUUGAGCUGACUCUGUCUCCGUCCGAUGAGCCUUUGGAGGAGGAUGAUGUGACGCUGCGGUGUAAGGCAGACAGGCUGAUUUAUGGUAACCUGGCCUGGUACCGUGUGAACAACGUGUCAGAGUCAGAGCAGGUGGCGGCGGUGCAGCCCUGUCGCUCCCUGGCCCUGCAGCCGACACCCCUGUCGCAGGCGGUGCUGUGCGACACCAAGGAUGCCAACAUGACACUGGUGCUGCCGCUGCCCAGCGUGUCCACCCAGGAUGAAGGUCUCUACGCCUGUCAGGUGGAAAACAUCAAGACUAAGGAGAGAACCUGCCUGCUACGCCGUCUGUCCCUCAAAGGUCUCGAAGCGGCCAGGAUCCUUACCAAUCUGACCGACCAAAAAGUGAACGUGAGUGCGACAGUUAAGCUCAUCUGUGAUGCUGCUGGGACCCCAAACCCCACAGUGGUUUGGACCAAAAAUAACCAAACUGUAGAGGAAGGUUCAGGUGUUAUUCUGAGUCAGAACAACUAUGUUUUGACAAUCCAACGUGUGAAGAAGGAAGACAGUGGUCUGUACACCUGCACUGCAUGUAACCGCCGCGGUUGUGAUGCCUCACAGGCGCUUUUGACAACUGAAGGUGUUGAAGAAAAGACUAAUGUGGAGCUGAUUGUUCCUAUCGGGUCAGUGGUCAUCGCCAUGUUUUUCUGGUUACUGAUCGUCUUUGUCAUCCGUGGGAGAAAGAGGCCAAACGGUGGUGAUCUGAAGACAGGCUACCUGUCCAUGAUCCUGGACUCAGAGGACAUGCCCAUGGAUGAGCAGUGUGAAAGGCUCACAUAUGAUGCCAACAAAUGGGAGUUCCCUCGGGACAGGCUGAAGUUAGGUGAGCCUUUAGGACGAGGAGCGUUUGGUCAGGUGGUAGAAGCAGCCGCCUUUGGCAUCGAGAAAGCCACCACAUGCACUACUGUUGCAGUGAAAAUGCUCAAGGAGGGAGCCACGGCAAGUGAGUAUCGCGCCUUGAUGUCAGAGCUGAAAAUUCUCAUUCAUAUUGGACAUCAUCUCAACGUGGUCAACCUGCUGGGGGCCUGUACGAAGCCGGGGGGACCAUUGAUGGUGAUUGUAGAGUACUGUAAACAUGGAAACCUCUCCAGCUAUCUGAAGAGUAAGCGUGGAGAGUACAGUCCCUACAAGAGGAAGCGGGUGGACAGCCAGAGGUGGGCGUCUGCAGAGGAGGAUGUCAGUGAAGGAGAUCUGGGUUUGGGGAAGGUUGCCCAGUUGGAUAUUUGCACAGGGACGGCCAUCUGCUCCAAUGCAGGGGACAGAGCUUCAGGCAACAAUGUGGACAGUCAGGAAGAGAGUUCAGACGAAGACCACCUGACCAUGGAGGACCUGAUAUGCUACAGCUUCCAGGUGGCCAAAGGCAUGGAGUUUCUGUCAUCCCGCAAGUGUAUCCAUAGAGAUCUAGCAGCCAGAAACAUCCUACUUUCAGAGAACAACGUGGUGAAGAUCUGUGACUUUGGUCUUGCUAGAGAUGUCUACAAAGACCCUGACUAUGUCCGCAAGGGAGAUGCACGUCUUCCUCUGAAGUGGAUGGCGCCUGAAACUAUCUUUGACCGUGUUUAUACCACACAAAGUGAUGUUUGGUCGUUUGGGGUCCUUCUCUGGGAGAUCUUUUCUCUGGGAGCCUCCCCUUAUCCAGGUGUUUGUAUUGAUGAGUCAUUCUGCAGGAGGCUAAAGGAAGGUACCAGGAUGAGACCUCCAGAAUAUGCUACCACUGAGAUAUACCAGACCAUGUUGGACUGCUGGCUGGAUCGUCCAACAGACAGGCCCACGUUUGCAGAACUUGUUGAACAUCUGGGUAACCUGCUACAGGCCAGUGCCCAGCAGGAUGGGAAGGACUACAUCCCUCUGACAGCAGGUGAGGCAGAAGGAACGCCGGUGACCCCUGACCCCAGGAACCCCUACAGCCAACCCCAGAGUGGGCAAAUCCUGGAAACCCAGCUUCAUUAUGACAAUGCUCCAUCUCUUGGACUGUCCCAGCAGAGUGAGAGAUGCAGUCGACCCCUCAGUGUGAAGACAUUUGAGGACAUCCCUGUGGAACGCAGCAGUGUCAUGGAGGGUCACACAGACAGUGGGAUGAGCUUCUCACCGGAGGAAGUAAAGGCUUUGGACCAACAGCUGCCAAUCACACCCAACUUCAGCCAGCUGCUGCGCUGUAAGAGUAAAGAGUCUUUGGCCUCAGAGUCGUCCAAUCAGACCAGUGGAUACCAGUCCGGAUACCACUCUGAUGACACAGACACGCCCAUCUAUGCUAAUGAGGAGGUGAUCAUGAAGCACAAGAUGCUGAAGAAGCCUCCGCUGCCCAAGACGGUUGACAAGUUCAAUGCAGAGAUCCGCUACAGUACACCUCCUGUCUGACACUCCAAACUCCCCAACCUUUAACCCCGAGUCUUUCAUUGUACAGUAUUUGUUUACCUUUUACAGGUAUUAGCCCACACUUUAGGAACUACGUCAUCACAUGCAAUAGAGCUCUUUUCACUGUGGAGAUAUUUUCACAAGAGAUAACUUAAUAAGUCAGAUGGGGAAAAAUGAAGGUUGAAUGAUAAGUUUGUAAGUGCAGCUCUCUUUGGACAGCCUGAGGAAUGCUAUCAUGUUUACACAGCAAGUGGAAGGUCUGUGGAGCUGAGACAUGAGGAUACGCCUACUUCCUGAAGCACAAUCCACCCACUUCCUCUAUCACAGGAAAUGACAUCUGGAAUUUUUGGGAGAAAUGAAUCU
Sphaeramia orbicularis (orbiculate cardinalfish) is the source of this 4663-nucleotide messenger RNA. It is a transcript of the gene kdr, whose product is annotated as kinase insert domain receptor (a type III receptor tyrosine kinase). Gene Ontology annotation, cellular component: plasma membrane; signaling receptor complex. The record is from RefSeq and is a predicted model, not a curated record. The transcript has 30 exons. Gene Ontology annotation, molecular function: growth factor binding; ATP binding; vascular endothelial growth factor receptor activity. The coding region runs from base 245 to 4303 and encodes 1352 amino acids. Gene Ontology annotation, biological process: cell migration; angiogenesis; multicellular organism development. NCBI's taxonomy places the organism in Eukaryota, Metazoa, Chordata, Actinopteri, Kurtiformes, Apogonidae.